UUUUAUUUAAACACCUCAAAACCGACUUAAAGUGGAAACAUUUCCUAGUUUGUGUGAUUGAUUCUGACGAUCGCUUUCUACAUCUUUUCCUCUUAUUUCUCUCCUUCACCACUACAAGUUAAAUAGAAAAUAUUUGAAUUAGAGGUAUCGGAAUGACUUCCAAUACCACAUCUGGAAAUGUUUGCCCGCCGCCGAUGCAGCCAGCGUCUAAUGGUGUAUUUCAGGGAGAUCACCCUCUUGAUUAUGCACUUCCCUUGGCUAUUUUACAGAUAUGUCUUGUUCUUGUGGUCACAAGGGGACUGGCCUAUCUUCUAAAUCCUUUAAGGCAACCUCGAGUUAUUGCAGAGAUUGUUGGAGGAAUACUACUUGGGCCGUCAGCGCUUGGACGGAAUAAAGGCUAUCUACAUGCAGUUUUCCCACCCAAGAGUCUUCCAGUAUUAGAUACUCUAGCAAACCUUGGCCUUAUAUUCUUUCUAUUUUUAGCAGGCAUAGAGUUGGAUCCUAAAUCUCUGCGGAAAACUGGAGGUAGAGUCCUUGCCAUUGCUAUUGCCGGAAUAAGCUUACCGUUUGCACUAGGAAUUGGUUCAUCAUUUGUUCUACAAAGAACAAUUGCCAAAGGCGUAAAUACUUCCGCAUUUCUCGUAUAUAUGGGGGUCGCUCUGUCUAUAACUGCUUUUCCUGUAUUAGCCCGUAUUUUGGCUGAGUUAAAACUUCUAACCACUAGUGUUGGAAGAAUGGCUAUGUCGGCUGCAGCAGUUAAUGAUGUAGCAGCCUGGAUUCUUCUUGCUCUUGCCGUUGCCUUAUCAGGCAAUAGCCAAUCUCCAUUUGUGUCAUUGUGGGUCUUCUUAAGUGGGUGUGGUUUUGUCGUAUGUUCGAUCCUCAUUGUCCUUCCAAUCUUCAAAUGGAUGGCCCAACAAUGUCACGAAGGUGAGCCGGUUGAUGAGUUAUACAUAUGUGCUACAUUGGCUGCUGUUCUGGCUGCCGGGUUUGUCACGGAUGCUAUUGGAAUUCAUGCCAUGUUUGGCGCGUUUGUUUUUGGAAUUUUGGUUCCAAAAGAUGGAGCGUUUGCCGGUGCUCUUGUGGAGAAAAUAGAGGAUCUUGUGUCUGGUCUAUUACUCCCACUCUAUUUUGUGUCUAGUGGAUUGAAGACCGACAUAGCUACCAUUCAGGGGCUGCAGUCAUGGGGUCUUCUAGUUUUCGUUACAUUUACGGCUUGUUUUGGGAAGAUUGUUGGGACUAUUGUUGUGUCUCUUAUAUGUAAAGUACCUUUCAACGAGUCUUUAGUGCUUGGAUUCUUGAUGAAUAGUAAAGGCUUGGUUGAAUUAAUUGUCCUCAACAUUGGUAAAGAUAGAAAGGUUUUGAAUGAUCAGACCUUCGCCAUUAUGGUUCUUAUGGCUCUCAUUACUACCUUCAUGACCACUCCUUUUGUGUUAGCUGCGUAUAAGAGGAAGGAAAGAAAAUCUAAUUACAAAUACAGAACAAUUGAAAGGAAAAAUGCAGACGGGCAACUAAGGAUUCUUGCCUGUUUCCAUGGUUCAAGGAAUAUUCCAUCAUUGAUAAACUUGAUCGAGGCUUCAAGAGGAAUCAAGAAGCAUGACGCACUUUGUGUCUAUGCAAUGCACCUUAAAGAAUUUUGUGAGAGGUCCUCAUCGAUACUAAUGGCACAAAAGGUAAGACAAAAUGGGUUGCCGUUUUGGGAUAAAGGUCGCCAUGGAGAUUCUCUCCAUGUUAUUGUGGCGUUCGAGGCUUACCAAAAACUAAGCCAAGUGUUUGUCCGGCCAAUGAUAGCAAUUUCAUCGAUGGCGAACAUUCAUGAAGACAUCUGUACAACUGCUGAUAGAAAGAGAGCCGCAGUCAUCAUUCUUCCAUUUCAUAAGCAACAAAGAGUAGACGGUUCACUAGACAUUAUAAGAAACGAUUUUCGUUUGGUUAACAAAAGGGUACUAGAGCAUGCACCGUGCUCAGUUGGAAUUUUUGUUGAUCGUGGGCUUGGUGGUUCAUGUCAUGUGUCUGCAAGUAACGUUUCCUAUUGCAUUGCUGUGCUUUUCUUUGGUGGUGGUGAUGACCGUGAAGCUCUUGCUUAUGGAGCUCGUAUGGCCGAACACCCUGGCAUACAAUUAGUGGUUAUUCACUUCUUAGUGGAACCUAAUAUUGCAGGGAAGAUCACCAAAGUUGACGUUGGAGACUCUUCUAGCAAUAAUUCAAUAUCAGAUUCUGAAGAUGGCGAGUUUCUUGCUGAAUUUAAGCUGAAAACAGCCAAUGAUGACUCAAUUAUCUAUGAAGAAAGAAUAGUUAAAGAUGCUGAAGAAACAGUUGCUACCAUUCGCGAGAUUAAUUUCUGCAACCUAUUUCUUGUGGGUCGAAGGCCAGCCGGUGAAUUGGGCUUUGCUCUUGAAAGAAGCGAGUGCCCAGAAUUAGGACCUGUUGGUGGCUUGUUGGCAUCACAAGAUUUCCGCACAACAGCAUCUGUUUUGGUGAUGCAACAGUAUCACAAUGGGGUGCCAAUAAACUUUGUCCCAGAAAUGGAGGAACAUUCACGUGAUGGAGACACGGAAUCUUCUUAACUGCUCUGUUUUUACAUUGUCCCGAAUCGCGCAUGGGGUGGAUGGUGCUACAUAAGGGUUUGGAAUAAGUGUUCUAACCUGCAUUGUACCCAAUUCGACAUAAAUAAGAAAGUUUAUUUGACUUAAAUUUGUUAGGUUUACAACAAAUUUAUCUAUGAAUUGAAUAUAAAUAAUCAAAGAUUUUGUUGUUAUGAUUAUCAUAUUUAAUUUUCA
Messenger RNA from Medicago truncatula (barrel medic), 2777 nucleotides. Its product is annotated as cation/H(+) antiporter 18. Gene Ontology annotation, molecular function: antiporter activity. Lineage: Eukaryota; Viridiplantae; Streptophyta; Magnoliopsida; Fabales; Fabaceae. The transcript has 4 exons. The record is from RefSeq and is a predicted model, not a curated record. The coding region runs from base 153 to 2564 and encodes 803 amino acids. Gene Ontology annotation, biological process: proton transmembrane transport; regulation of pH. Gene Ontology annotation, cellular component: membrane; endomembrane system.